AUGACCGUAUUUGCAACGAUACUGCUGAUUUCGGCUGCACUUCAUGACGCCGAUCUCAGUGACAUGCUUGUGGAAAACACCACGGAACAGUUUCCUUAUGACGGCAGUACUUCGGUAGCCGUUGAUUCAAUCAGCACAGUUUUACCGACAAGUCCGAAACUAAUGAAUACGUCCAGCUUUCAGUCUGACUGUUCGGAUCCUCAUAACAAAGAAAUCUCAUGCUCAGUUCAUGUCGUUGAUUGUGGCAAAAAACUCUUCGAAGACGUCGCACCUGGCCAUGAGCCCGCCGAAGCUCAUGACGUCCGUGUGGAAGCGUUUGCGAAAGCAAUGGCUCGAAGAGAACGUCAUCAGCUACACGUCGACGUCUCGUGGCAGAUAUCACCGGAAAGCGUUCAAGCUCCAGAUCAACGGCAGCGACGGCAGUCGGUGCUUCGUGUUCAACGUCUCGGAUUUCGGAUGGACACAAGAUUUAUCAUCGAGUUCAACUACGACGACGAUCAACGAAACAUGUCGCAGUAUUGUAAGACACAUAGUAAGUCGAUCGAUUUUAUUAUAGUCAUAAAGCGUACGGACUAUAUUUCUCCUUUGUUGCACUAA
Messenger RNA from Angiostrongylus costaricensis, 597 nucleotides. NCBI's taxonomy places the organism in Eukaryota, Metazoa, Nematoda, Chromadorea, Rhabditida, Metastrongylidae. The record is from the annotation of a GenBank genome assembly.